Messenger RNA from Paramecium pentaurelia, 3089 nucleotides. Lineage: Eukaryota; Ciliophora; Oligohymenophorea; Peniculida; Parameciidae. The record is from the annotation of a GenBank genome assembly.
AUGAUUAAUCUCAUCUAAAUAUUGCAACAAUCACGAAGCCCAUUUUUUAAAGAAUUAUCCAUUUAUGAGGAUGGAAGAAGAGUAAUUUUAAUUUUUUUUAAGUAGAUGUUAGAAAAGUCCCUGAAAGAAAAAGGAGGGACGGAGUACUAUUUGAUAUCUAAAAAAUUCAUAAAAUAAUGGAAAUAUUAUGUAGAUUAUGAUGAAGAAAUGGAAGAAUUUUAAUAGAACGCUAGAUAGAAAGUUUUGAAUUUAAAAAAUAUGAAUAGCCUGAUAAAAUUAAUUCUGACUUAAUAAACCAUGAGAAUUUGUUCUAGUAUUUUCCUGAGAGUCAUGUUUAUAAUUCUAGCAUUCGCUAUUUGGAAAAUGAAUGGGAUUAUGAAAUUGUAAUUUAUAUAAUAGAAAUUAUAGGUUUUGAAGGGAGUAUAUGAAAAUUUUAACGCAAAUUAUUAAUCAAUCUAACCCUAAAUAAGAAUAGGGUUUUAUAAUGAUAACCUUAAAAGAAAGUAGAUAUUUGCUAAUUUGGCAAGAGUAAUUAAUAUAAUUAUAUUAAAGUUUACUUUGAUUUAUUCAUGUCCAGUUAAAAGAGAAAUAUAUAAAAUAAAAGCUUAAGUAGAUUAAAAUUCUGAGAUUAAGGCAUGGACAAAUUUAUUAAAAGAUACAUUUUAAAAGUAAUUGCACCUAAAAAAGAUAAAUAAUAUUCGAAUAUGGUGUCCAAGACAUAAGACUUUUAAUGCAGACCUAUUAAUAAAAUAAAUUUAGAAAAAAUAAAAAGUAGAUGGAGAUAUUUUAAAUGAUCAUAUUAUGGUAUAUCAAUUGUAAAGUUAAAGAGAUAAUUGUUUAAUAAUUGAUUUUUAAUUGAAUGAUUGGUAAUUUAAGAAAUUUGAAUAAACUAUUGAAUAUGACAAUUAACUUUUAUUAGAGAGAGCUUUGAUAGGUUGUGGUAAAAUAGUGUGUGAAUUUCCAUAAUGCAAAAUAAAUAAUGGAUAUUUAGAUUUAGGAUUUGAAGAAGAAGAUAUUAAAGGAAUAUGUUAAAUUUUGAUUGAAAAUGAAGAAGUAAAAUGGGAAUUAAUAUGUUCAAAAUCAAAAAGUAUCAUAGAUAACUUAUUACCAUUUUAAUAAAGAGAAUACGAUCAAGUUAAUUAUUUAAUGAAGAUCUCUUAAUCUUUAGAAUUAUUUGGAGUUUCAUUUAAAAAUAAUUUCAAUAUAAAUUAAGGAGCAUAUGUGAUUGAUGAAGAAAAUCCAGAAAUAAAUUCAUAAUUAAUUUUUCAUACAGUUAUAAUGCUAAAUUAUUAGAAUGAAAGUUUUAUGCAAAUAAUAAAGAAUUUAUUUUAAAGAAAAGUGCAAGAUAUUGAACCAUUAACAAAUUUAUAUUAACUUAGAGCUCUUUAUUUAAUUCUAUAAUUUAAAUAAUUUCUUUAUUUUAUUUUAGAUGAAAAAUCUUAAAUAAUUUUGACAAUUAUAAGAAGAUUAAAUUAAUAAUAAUUAAAUUAAUUAUCAAAAUGGUUUAAUAGACUUGAAAAAUUUGAACUAAUAUAAUCUUAAUAAAUUAUAAAAAAGUUAAUUGAAUAAUAAAUCUAUCUAUAAAAAAAUGCACUCAUUGGACCACUUUUAGAAAUUGAUGAUAUUUAUAAAUUAAAAGGACUCUUUGAAUUAUAUAGUGUGAUUUACAUGUCAAAUCAAUAGAACCAUAGAAUCAAUGCAUCUGAAUUUAUUAUUAGUUUAAUACAAUAAUUUUACAAAGUUGAUGCAGAUAGAGAGGAAUUCACAUAAUUUUAAAUGUUCAAUUCAAAAGUUUGGAGAAAUUAUUCAUUUACUUUUUGUCAAUAUCCUUGGGCAAUGCCAAUUGAAUUUAAAUCUAGACUUCUUUAAAUUGAAUGUAAAGUGAAGUAGUACGACAAUAGAAGGAGAACUUAUGGUCUUUUACCUUAAUUUGUAUCCUUAACUAUAGAAAGAGAUAAUAUAAUUGAGUCUGCUAUUAAAUAGUUAUAAUAAACUGAGGUUUCUCUGAAGAACCCUUUAAAAAUUUAAUUUGUAAAUGAAUAAGGAGUUGAUGAAGGUGGACCAAAAAGAGAAUUUUUUAGAUUGAUUAUGGAAAAGUUGGUUACUCCAGAUUAUGGUAUGUUUAUACCAAAGAAUAAUGGUACAGUAAUUUGGUUUAAUCCUUAAUCUUUUGAGAUUCCAAUCUAUUAUUCUUUGAUUGGAAAGCUCUUAGGAUUAUCUUUAUAUAACUCUGUAUUAUUGGAUGUUAGAUUUCCAACAGUAUUAUUCAAGAAAUUACAAAGAGAGAAGAUUAAAGAGGAGGAUAUAAAGGAAUUAGAUAUGGAGACUUAUACUGGAUUCUAAUUUCUAAGAGAAUAGACAGAUCCAAAAGUGGUCGAGAGUUUAGGUCUUACAUUUAGUGGUACAUACAAGGUUUGGGGAUAAAAUUAUUUUGAAGAUUUAAAGGUAGUUAUAAAAUAGAUGAAAUAUAGCCUAAUGGAUUUUAAAUUGCUGUUACAAUAGUAAAUAGAGAAGAAUAUAUAUAGUUGUAUUUAGAUUGGUAUUUGAACAAAUUAGUAUAGAAAUAAUUUGAUUUGUUGAAUGAUGGAUUUAAAACAGUUGUUGAUGGUGAUGGUAUAAAAGUAAAAAUUGAUUAUAUUAAUUUACAAUAGCUAUUUACAGGUGAAGAAUUGUAGUAAUUGAUUAUAGGUUUGCCAACUUUUAAUAUGAGAGAUUUGGAAGCAUCAACUAAAUAUGAUGGAUAUGAAAGUGAUUCAGAAUAUAUAAGGUAUUUAUUUUAAUAUAAAUAAAUAAGAUAUUUUUGGAAUUUAAUAUUUUCAUUGAAUUUUGAGAUGCAAAAAAGAUUUUUAUUUUUUUGCACAGGAUCAGAUAGAAUACCUGUUGGAGGACUAAAAUCUAUGAAAUUUGUUAUUUAAAAACAUGGAGAAGGUAUAUAUAUAUUAUUAUUUUAAUAUAUAGAUACUGAAUAAUUACCAUCAGCUCAUACUUGUUUUAAUGUUCUAUUAUUGCCAUAAUACAAAAAUAAGGAAACUUUAAAAGAAAAGUUAAAAAUCUCUUUAGAUAAUGCUGAAGGAUUUGGUUUAAUGUGA